Petromyzon marinus (sea lamprey) is the source of this 858-nucleotide messenger RNA. Lineage: Eukaryota; Metazoa; Chordata; Hyperoartia; Petromyzontiformes; Petromyzontidae. The record is from RefSeq and is a predicted model, not a curated record.
AUGACCCAGCGGGAAACGAGGCCUGGGCAGCGCAGCAGCGAUGGGCGAUCGCCAGCAGGCGUCAAGCAGGUCGGCGGCACAGGCCGCUGCCAGGCGACGCGGGAAGCAGCGCGGGGCGAGGCCACCGUCGUCGGAGGGAACUUCCACGUUGCCAAAGAGAGGCGGCUGAACCUAACCGCUGGCGGAGCCGACGCGAGGGCUCACGGCGACGCCACGGAAGCCGAAGGAGCGGGGAGGGGCGAGACCGGCGGGGUCAGCCGUCGGCCACGCCGUGUGCAAGCGCCACGCGCUGAGCCAACGGCGCCGAGCGCCGGACACCGACGUGGGACUGGUGCCUGCUACCAUGGUAACCGCUACCGUGGUGCCCGCUACCAUGGUAACCGCUACCAUGGUAACCGCUACCGUGGUACCCGCUACCGUGGUACCCGCUACCGUGGUGCCCGCUACCGUGGUAACCGUUACCGUGGUGCCCGCUACCAUGGUAACCGCUACCGUGGUAACCGCUACCGUGGUGCCCGCUACCGUGGUGCCCGCUACCGUGGUGUCCGCUACCGUGGUACCCGCUACCGUGGUGCCCGAUACCGUGGUGCCCGCUACCGUGGUACCCGCUACCGUGGUACCCGCUACCGUGGUACCCGCUACCGUGGUGUCCGCUACCGUGGUGCCCGCUACCGUGGUGCCCGCUACCGUGGUACCCGCUACCGUGGUGCCCGCUACCGUGGUAACCGCUACCGUGGUGCCCGCUACCGUGGUGCCCGCUACCGUGGUACCCGCUCCCACAGUGCCCCAACGCCCAAGUCGCUACCCAAGUGCUUUGGUCCCCCUAAGCCGAAUCUCUCCUCCUCUCCUCCCUCGUAG